CCAAGGGAGCCAUGACAGAUGAUGCCAAGUCUACGCGAGCUGUGGUUAGUCGAUUGGAGAAUACCUGCGAGGUGCAGGUUCGUGUUGGGCACAGACACUUUGACAGGAGUGAGUGAGCCGACAGUGACAGCGUUCUUGUCAGAACCAUUCCUGCCGGUCUGUUCCUUGGACAUUGCGUUUGAUGAGAAAAAUAAAGAGGAAAAAGGAAUAAGGUGAUCUAGAAGAUUUUAUUGAAGUGUCUAAGCAUGUGAAUGUGAAUUAUGGUAAAGCAAAGAUGAAAAAAGACUUUCAUGGGAGCUAGGAACAUGACCCAGCCAGUAGCAAGCAAAGCCGAGGACAAGCCACGCCCGCUCCAACUGGGAUGACACUCUCUUCCUUGUCUUGAUCAAUCAAUCAAAAAAAAAAAAGACAUGCCAUGCCAUCGGUCAUACCAGAGGAAUGUUUAUGGUUGAUCAUCUCUUAUCUGCGUAACGAUAGGGAAUCUUUGCAUUCUUUGCUCUUCACCAACCGGACUUUCUUCCGCAUCGCUGUCUCUUUCCUCUAUGCCUCUCCCUUUCGUCUGUUGUACAAUGAACGCAAUUGCCGCUGGACUUCUAUUGAGCGCACUCGCAGAUAUGAUAGCCUUGUCCAUGUCCUCAUCCAUUCGUCCCAGUUGCUGCAACCAGAUAUCUAUGACACUAAGCACUCCAACUCCAUUAUCUUCAGAUUACCACCUUAUGGUCCUGAGGUUCCGUCGUUGCCUACACCCUCAACCGUCGAUUAUCUAUCAUACUAUACCGACAUGUUUCAUGAUCCCAUGCUGUACGAAACCUUUAUGUCAUUGUUCCCUCUGAUCCCUAAUUGCUAUUCGGCUAAUGUGAUAUGGCAUCGACCUAUGGUUAAAAUCCGCAAUAGGAUCGAAUAUGCCAUGAUGGAUCGAGUCUUGCCCCAAGUGACAUCAUUAGCAAUUAAUAUGCCUAUCCAGGUGCCUCGAAUCAAAUACUUCAUGAUGGCCAACUUACGUAGGCUUGAACUCCUUGGAACUGACUACUGUUUAUUGACAGACGAUGAUCUUGAGUGGGAAAGAACGACGCAUACUAAUAAGGUAUCCAGGUCAGCAAAGGGAUAUUCCAUGUCGCAAUUGGACAGGACAUUGACCUUUAUUUGGGAUCAUCAACGGCUCUUUGGGACACUACGUGAGCUAAAAAUUGAAAAUAAAGCUGUGCCAAUUGAAAGGCAGCCUGCGAGGCGGUUGAUCGAACUGGUAGAGGCCAUGGGUGAUCAGCUGGAGGUGCUUGAUGUUCAGUUUUGGCCAGAAGCUGUUUUCUUUCUGGAGCGGAUACCUACUCGCCGGCUGAAGACUCUAUUGUUGCAUUUGAACAAGGAACCGGAGCCCUUUUUCCAGGAUAAUGGUGGACUUGUGAGCUUUUUGAGCCAAUGCCCUAAGCUAGAGGAACUUGCUUUAUACACCACCGAAAACGAUCUUUUUAGCCCAUGGCGGUUACAGCGCACGGCCCAGGAUUCCACUCAACCAGCAAUUUAUUCAACCUUAUCCAUGACUACUCGUCACAAGUAUAGUCGCAUUCAGACUCAUAGCGAGAUGAAGCGAAUCGAUAUCGCAGGCCUUGCGCAGGAUGUGAUUAUGAACCUAAAUGAUGCCACUGAACUUUUUUCGUCCACUCUGCAAGCGAUCAAAGCUCGAUCAUGGUUCAGUGGAAAGCUGACGACUAUACCGCUAUCAUGGUUUAACUCGACCCUCUCUCGAUUGACGGACUUAGACUUGGAAGGUGAGGUGGCAUGGACAUUUGAUUAUGCCUCUCUACUCAAUUGUCCUCGUCUUUGCCGAGUCCGAUUAGCCUAUACUGGUCCCAUGCCUAGUCGAUCCUCUAAGAAACAGCCAGCAAUUGAUAAUUUGCCACGGGUCUUUACAAUCCAAGACUUGGAGCUUGUAGGUAACUGGGAAACACUUUACAUCAGAGGGUGGCCUUCUACGAUUGCACAGAUACACCGCCUGGAGCGAUUAGAUCUUGUUGCAUGCGAAGGCAUAGUAGCCGAUCAGGUGGUUAGUUUAGUGCAAGACAUUAUUGAGCAGAGUGCCCGACGGUAUCUGCAGGAGCAAGAAGUGUUUGGAGACAAUGAUGCAGAUGUCCCUGUAUUGCGAAAUAAUUAUUGUCAUCUGCGUUGGGUUAUCGUAAAUAAGAGGCUGCAUGACAACAUUGAACAGCAGUGGGACGGUUUGAGGCGGUGGUUAGCCAUGAGAUCAGGAGCAGAAGGGUCAGAAUCUGCUAAUCUAAUGACAAGAGGGGCCACUAUUGCAACAACAAGCACUGCGCCCACAGGAUUGGUGGCAACAGCAUCACCAUUUGUGAUUCGGUCUGUGCAACGUGUCCGGUUCAGUUAUGUGACCAUAGCGCGUCCUACCCGAUGAUGGUACAAAUAGACCAGUAUUUCUGACAUCAUGUAAAGCUUAGGCAGUAGGUCAGCUGUUGAAACACUAAUGUAUUUAGCUGUAAGGCUCACAUGAUCAUCAGCAAAUCCACAUUUAUUUUUAAAACUCGGUUUUCGUGGUUCCUAGCGCUGCGGUAGGAGUGGACGCCUCCUUGGCUCAUGCUCUGCACGAA
Molecule: messenger RNA, 2600 nt
Organism: Lobosporangium transversale
Lineage: Eukaryota; Fungi; Mortierellomycota; Mortierellomycetes; Mortierellales; Mortierellaceae
Exons: 1
Coding region: 416-2407 (663 amino acids)
Source: RefSeq, a predicted model, not a curated record